AUGUGGGCGGCCGAUCAUGGCCAUGAUUCUAAAGAUGGGGGUAAAAACGACGGUGGAGGCGAUGGAGGCGAUGGAGGCGAUGGAGGCGGUGGAGCACCCGCAGUCAAGAUAGCAGUCGAAGACAAGUCCUGCACGUUAGCGGGAGAGUGCAAAGAAGAAAAAACAUACGAAUGCGAAGGCUGCACGCUCAAAGCUGUCAAAUGCAACGACGCUGCCGCUGACGCUGCCAAGGUCGUGAUUGAUGCGGAAAAUAAGAAGAUCGUUUUUGACUUCAAAGCGUUCGCAGACACGGACUCGUGUGUGUACAUGGGCGAGUUCGAUAUAAACGGCAAUGCGCAUAGCCAACCUGUAGCUGUUAUAGACACUAAAGACGUCACCCUUGAAAAACAAAAGAAGAAUGCGAAAGAAGGCGAAGCCGUGGAGGAGACAAUCACAUUCACCGGUGAAAAGAAAACUGAAGUACAGGAGGUACGCGUAAACGGGCUGGCCGUAGAAAAGAAAGGUGACAAAGCGGACGUCCCAAGUUAUGAGGUAGACGAGGAGAAAAAGACCAUAAAGAUCUCGGUACCCAAACUGUCUGCGGAAUACGCCGGGCACUAUCAAGUGAAGUUCAAGGUCGAAGAAGCAGAGGUUACCAAGACUAUUUUGGAGGUCGAAAUGGAAGCUGGGUCUUCCGCAGCUAAAACUGCAGGUGACGGUGGCGGCGCUGGAGGCUGUAAGCGGAGUUUUUGUUAUCUAUAUUUUUCUAGGACCCUAUUUUGGUGUCUAUAA
Molecule: messenger RNA, 771 nt
Organism: Cydia fagiglandana
Lineage: Eukaryota; Metazoa; Arthropoda; Insecta; Lepidoptera; Tortricidae
Exons: 10
Coding region: 1-771 (256 amino acids)
Source: RefSeq, a predicted model, not a curated record